Molecule: messenger RNA, 1674 nt
Organism: Contarinia nasturtii (swede midge)
Lineage: Eukaryota; Metazoa; Arthropoda; Insecta; Diptera; Cecidomyiidae
Gene: Saysd1
Exons: 2
Coding region: 167-700 (177 amino acids)
Source: RefSeq, a predicted model, not a curated record
UUGGAAAACAUCUGAUUUGGUUUCGCUUAGAAAAUAGUGAACUUUACAUACGUAUGUGGCACAAAAUCAAAAUAAUAAACACCAAAACCCCAAAAUUUCAGAACAAACGAACAAAAUUUGUGAAGUGACUGCUGAUUUCUUGUGAAAAAUAAAGCGGGGAGACUAAAUGGAUGAACAACUGGAAAAAUAUCGAACAAAAGUACGGCGUAAAGAAUUUUUCCAAAAAAUCAAGCAGCGUUUAAUCAGUAUGGUGACAUUUUCGCCAGCGACAAAUCCCAAAAAAGAUGAAACUAUCGAAAUACCAGACGAACAAUUGGAAGAAGAGGACUUGCUGGCCAGCGAACCUGGCGAGAUGUCCGAUUAUGUGUCAUCAGAUGACGAAGACGAUGGUGGAUGUGAAAAUGAGAAUAAUCAAAACAAGGAUGAAUCUAAAAUGAAAUACAUCACUUAUGGGUUGUGGUUUUGUUUUUGGGCAACAUGCUGGAUGAUUGCUAUCGAACUGAAAUUCGGAAUUGUUUACUUACUAUUCUCAGCAUUGUUUGGCAUUUAUUUCAAUACACGAACGGAACCAAAGCGCAAGGGUGAAAUCAGUGCAUACAGUGUAUUCAAUGCGAAUUGCGAAAGUAUCAAAGGCACAUUAAAGGCUGAACAACUCGAACGAGAAAUGAUUUAUGGUCCAUUAGCAGCGGCAACACAUUAAAUUUUAUGCAUCAACAAAUACAAACUAUACGAUGAUAAGAGUAUUUUAGAGUAUUUUAAGUAAAUGAAGACUUUUGAUUUAUAAACAAAUCAAUUUAUAAUGCAAUAGUUUAAGGUAGUAAAAUUAAGUACAAGAAAAGUUCUCAUCAGUGCUGUGCCCAUUGGGAGUAAAGUUAGCCUUUUUUUCAAAUUAGAAUGUAAAAAGCGUUGAAGAAGAAACAAAGUAGUUUACUGAAAUCAGAAAUUGCAUAGUUUUAAGUGGUUACGUUUCCGAUGGUGAUGCGGAAAUGGUGGUGUAAAAGUUUAACAAAUAUUUUCUUAACAAAUGUUAUGGCUAAACAUAAGUAAGUUCAAUGCUCAACUUCGUAAUUAGUUUAAAAAGUUUGUACUUACUGUAUAGCUGAAUUUUUGCGAAAUCGAUGUGUUGCAUGAAAUAUGUGGCGCGUUCAACGUUCAUAAAUAGACGGUGCGAUAGAUCCAAGUAAUAUGUGAACACAAAAUGAAGAAUAGAAUUUUAAUUCAAUUUGAGCACUUGCUUUAUUUAUUCCAUUAGUUUGGUUCUCUCAGUUUGUUAUAUUUUAUACACAAUUUUCAUACAUAGUAGAGUUUUAAUAUAGAUUUACGUCAUGUAUCUGUGGGCUCGUUCUGACUAAGUUAUACAUGUUUUUUUUUGGUAAUUUCUCUUAAUUUUUAGAUAUAUUUAUAAUACAUAGCACAUAAUCAAUUUGAAAUUUUUGUUUAAUUAAACUUUUAACACACGUUUUUUUUUAGUAAUUCAAUCGAUUAUACAUAAGAAUGGAACAUAUUUUGUGUUUAUUUAACUGUAUAUGGCGGCAGGAGGCGAACAAAAAUGUUUCACACACGCGUGCGAAUAAAACAACAAUUGCAUAAUAAUCAUAAUAAAUCCAAUAAAAUUGUUAGUACAUUUUUUAGAGUGUAUGUUUAACAAAUAAAUUUCUGGCAUAUAUUUUAUGA